AUGGAAGAUUUAGAACCAAUCCGUGACGCUGAACAGAGUUCGUUCUGUGUGGAAUUGCUGAGGCGACUUCACAUGCAACGAGGAGAAAAUUAUUUGUGCGACAUUACCUUGGUGGCGAAGGAAGGGAAGGAAUUCAGAGCCCAUAAAAAUGUGCUGUCGGCGGUGAGUCCGUUUUUUGUGAAGCUUCUUAAGAGUGAUAUGAAAGAAAAAGAACAAGGAAUCAUUCGAUUUGAAGAGAUUUCGGAGUCUAUCUUAGCAGAUGUGUUGCACUUCAUCUACACUGGCAGUAUCGAAGUAAAAGAUGAAGAAACUGCAAAGGAACAGAUAAUGGCAGCGGAAUAUUUACUUCUUGUGAGUCUGAAAACCCGCUCAGGGCGGUUUCUAGAGAAAUUAUUGACCAACGAAAAUUGUAUUUCAACUCUUCGCUUUGCUCGGAAAUAUCGCUGCGAAGAACUUGUUGCAAACAGUACGAAGUUCAUUCACGACAACUUCGCAUCUGUGGCAGAAACAGAUGAAUUCUUAAACCUAGAAGCUGAAGAGGUUGAGGAAUGGAUUUCAAGUGAAAACAUUCGUGUAGCAGCUGAAGAAGACAUGUUCAGAGUCAUUCUAAAGUGGGUUGAACAGAAAAACGAGCGUAAAGCAAAAUUCGAGCAGCUGUUUCGUCACAUUCGACUGGUUUCCCUAUCGCGUGACUAUUUGCAAGUUGAUGUCGUGACGAAUGAUCUGGUGCGCGAGAGUGGCCCUUGUUUGAGGCAGGUUCUGGAUGCUAUUAAGUUCGUUAGUAGUGCAAGCGACGAAACCCUUAUGCAGGCGGCAAAAAGAAGGCUUGAAACGCACACCAUUGCAGUUCGUGGGGGGAAGAAAACUUACUGUUACCUUCCUGAGAAAAAUGAGUGGAAGCGAUUAGCAGACGGAGUAUCAGAUACCCGAGACCAAACUACGCAGAUGAUAAAAUUCCGUGAUAAUUUGUAUAGCUUUCCUCGGAGUACCUGUAACGGGAUUGAAAGAUAUGAUCCUGUUUUCAACAGCUGGGCAACAGUGACGUUUUCUUCUCCUUUUGCAGAACACUCGUUAGCUGUUGUUAACGGACAGAUCCACGCUAUACACCGUCGUUAUGGAUCAAACCCUGUGAUUACGAGGUACGAUGUAGAUUUGUGUGUUUGGCAGACUGUUUCAUCCUCUCAGGACUUCCACUACAGUGAUGACUCUUGUGUUGUUGCCUGUGGCAACUGUCUGUAUGUGCUUGGUGGUGGAUAUAGUGAUAAAGCUGGCAGAUUUGAUGUAGUAGGGAAAAAAUGGGAAGAAAUUGCCUCGAUGUCAACAAGAUUGAAUCGCCCCUUUGGUGUGGCUACUCAAGAGAGGAUUUUUGUUACUGAUGGCCUAAACUGUGCAGUGUAUGAGAUUUCCACUGAUGAAUGGCAGGCCAUUGAAGGGUUGAAUUCUCAACACUUGUAUGGUAGCAUGGUGUACCUAAACGGAAUACUAUAUGUGUUAGGUGGUUUAAAUAAUCAAUUUUAUGAACGAACAACAGAGCUCACAGUUGAAGAGUAUGAUGCCAAAGUCAAUAAGUGGAUCCUUAAGUCCUCCAUUCCUGCAGAACAGAACUCUGAGAAACAAAAACCUACAUUUAAAGGCUGUACACUUAAACUUACCAGAGGACUGCUGAACAAACUAAACUGA
Porites evermanni is the source of this 1680-nucleotide messenger RNA. NCBI's taxonomy places the organism in Eukaryota, Metazoa, Cnidaria, Anthozoa, Scleractinia, Poritidae. The record is from the annotation of a GenBank genome assembly.